Molecule: messenger RNA, 291 nt
Organism: Adineta ricciae
Lineage: Eukaryota; Metazoa; Rotifera; Eurotatoria; Adinetida; Adinetidae
Source: the annotation of a GenBank genome assembly
AUGCGAUUGACGAAAUUAGUGGAGAUGAAUUCGAGUAUGGGCCCAUAUGUUUCGAAAGUCUCAAGCUAUGAUACGCAAAUGAUUACAUACAAUUUGUGUGAUGCGGCUAAAUUGCUUGAACAGAUAACAGCUGUGAUCAAUGAAAAAGCUCGCAAUGGAGUUCAUAAACUUCAUUGUCGAACUACAGCUGUAGAGAUAGGCGUCGUAGACGAACCACCGGCUUAUUCGAUCGAUACUCCAGCAUCGGCUAAAAAGUCUUCAGAAAAAAAUAAAGAUGGCUAUAAAGUCUAA